AUGAUUGUCGAUACUGAGAAUGCUGCCGGUACCGACGGUACUGCUGGUACCGCCUAUACUGCCGGUACCGCCGGUAUUGAGAAUCCUAACGGUACUAGCAGUACCGCUAGUAUUGAGAAUUAUGCCAAUACUGAGAAUCCUGCUAAUAAUGCCAGUACUGCCGGUACCGUCGGUACUGAGAAUUCUGCCGAUACGGAGAAUCCUAAUGGGGCUGCCAGUACCGCCAAUACUAAGCAACCUGCCGGUAUUGCCAGUACCAAAAAUGCCGCCAAUCCUACCGAUACUGCCGGUACUGAGAAUACUGUCGAUACUGCCGGUACUGUCGGUACUGUCGGUACUGAGAAUCCUGCCAGUACCACCGGUAUUGCCGGUAAUGUCGGUACCGUCGGUACUGAAAAUCUUGCUGGUAUCGGCAGUAUUGAGAAUUGUGCCGAUACUGAGAAACUUGCUGAUAAUACUUGGAGGUACCGCCAGUAA
Molecule: messenger RNA, 477 nt
Organism: Phialemonium atrogriseum
Lineage: Eukaryota; Fungi; Ascomycota; Sordariomycetes; Cephalothecales; Cephalothecaceae
Exons: 1
Coding region: 1-477 (158 amino acids)
Source: RefSeq, a predicted model, not a curated record